Oldenlandia corymbosa var. corymbosa is the source of this 1911-nucleotide messenger RNA. The record is from the annotation of a GenBank genome assembly. Lineage: Eukaryota; Viridiplantae; Streptophyta; Magnoliopsida; Gentianales; Rubiaceae.
AUGUUUUAUUCACAUCAAUUAUUGGCGAGAAAAACCCCAAUUGGGACUGUAUGGAGUGCUGCCCAUUUGCAGAAUAGGCUCAAGAAAUCUGAUUAUACCAGUACUAAUAUCCCUUCUACAGUUGAAAAAAUUAUGUAUCCUGAGGUUCCUAUUGCUUUGAGGAUGUCAAGCCACCUUCUACUUGGUGUUGUCCGUAUCUAUUCCAAGCAGGUUGACUAUCUUUACAAAGACUGCUACGGUGUCCUAACAGGAAUAAGAAAGGCAUUUUCUUCAGUAAAUAUCAAUCUCCCCCAGGAUGCCACUCAGGCAUCGUAUUACUCUGUCACUUUACCCGAAAGAUUUGAACUUGAUGCUUUUGAAGACGAUAAUGUCUCGGACAGGCACGAGGACACUCAUCUAAAAUUGCCGGAGGAGAUAACUCUUGAAGAUCAAUUUCCAACUGGUUAUGUUGUCAUCACACUUGAGCCGGAGAAUCAUUCACCCUUCCCCAGAGAUACUCCAGACACCAUGCUGCAGCCGAUGGCAGAAGAUAUUCGGCCUCCUGUUAAAGAUGAUACAAUUCCGACCAACGGUGAUCCUUCUUCUAGCAAUCAUCCAGAAUUCAACGCAAAGCCCACUGAACAUAGCACCCCUGAAAUCCCAGAUAUUGAGAACAGGCUUUCUGUGCCUCACAAUCCUGGGGAAGAUGUGUCAUUGUUGUCGUAUAAUAUUAUAGAACCUGACCAAGAUCUGAUGGAGCAGAUAAUCAUAGAUGAUAAAAUCAAAACUCCAGUUUCUGCAGAAACUUUGCUUUCUGACACUCCCCAUAGUCUACAGCAGAAACCACCAUCCAUUUCUUUGCAAAAAUCCCGUGAAAGUUUAGAUAUCCGCAUUGGGUCCAAACGUGCAACACCAGAAUUACUGCUCCAACAGUCACCUCCUGUUGAGCAGCAAAGAAGAAAGCAGACAAAAAGGAGAAGGCUUUUUUUCGACGAAUCCACAGUACUGACUAAUAUGUCCAUGAAGGCGGCACUGGAAGAUCCCCGUGGUAUACUUCGGAGAAAAAGGAAUUGUCCGGGUUCUAAUAUGGACAUCUGGAAAUUAAAUAAGAGGUUGAAAAAGGACUCUAUGUUUCUCGAACCCUUGAUAACGGGAUUAUGUUCUGAUCUGCGUAGUAUGUAUGAGAGGGAAGUCAUUUCUUCUAAGCCUCAUCUGAGAAAGUCAGAAGAACCUCAUCCUGAGCCUGUUGUACUCGAGCAGUCCCCCACUCCUACAAGGCUCAGCGAGGUGGAAAUUGAGCUUCCUCGCAAUAUUGAGACUCCUCGUGACAAUCACACUUAUGGUUUCAUUCCUUCUCCAAGUCCUGUUCCACCUACCCCUACCACGAAAUCUCCUCAAUUUGGAUCUGACUUCACUCCAUUGCAAAAGGAAAUUGGUUCUGAAAAGGAAAGGUCGGAAGCAACUAUUAGAACUGAUACACUGCUUACUCCGCCCAGUAUACAAGGACCAACUUCUGACAAGAGACGAGAAGCGGAGAACAGUAUCCAUUCCAAUAUUCCUGAGAUGGAUUAUUCAGUGGGAGAGCUAAGCUUUUUGGAACAAGAUGACAAUACACCAGCAGGAUCCCAAGGAACUCCAGACUCAAGUAGGCUGACAAGAAAGGAUACGGGGACCCAAGAAUAUGAUCAAUUAUCUGCAAGAACAAGAGCUGUAGCCCAAUAUCUGAAAAGGCAGUCAUCCAUAACCCCCAAUUCAGCUGAAUUGCAGAGUCUCAGUUUGAACAAAAUAUUGGAAGGCAAGAGCAGGAAAGUUUGCGCUCGAAUGUUUAAUGAGAUGUUGGUUCUAAAAAACUGUGGACUCGUAGAUGUAAAUCAAGAGACCCCUUUUCAAGAUAUUACCUUGAAGGUGACUUCAAAACUCUUAAAGGGAUAA